AACAGACGAGAAGCGAAAUAGGAGGGGGAUUUCCAACUUGAGGCCGCAUGACCCGAGUCAACCUUGUUUUGCUUUCGCUCUGGACCAGAAACAACCGAACAACGCUCUCACUUUCCUUUUUCGGAUAAAGCCCUCAAACAGUUUUCAAAUUACCCACAGCAAGCGGCGUGAGUUAUUCUGUCUGCUGUUAUAAGCUGCCCAAAGUAAAAAGAUACCACAAUGCCUGUAGACAGAAUGAGAAUGCGGCCGUGGUUGGAAGAACAGAUCAACUCCUGCCAGAUACCAGGCCUCAAAUGGGUUAACAAAGAAAAAAGAAUCUUCCAGAUUCCUUGGAUGCAUGCUGCUCGGCAUGGCUGGGAUUUAAAGAAAGAUGCUCCUCUCUUCAUGAGAUGGGCUAUACAUACUGGGAAGUAUCAGCCAGGUAAAGACUGCCCAGAUCCAAAGACAUGGAAGGCAAAUUUCCGCUGUGCAAUGAACAGCCUGCCUGAUAUUGAGGAGGUGAAGGAUAAAAGCAACAAAAAAGGAACAAAUGCAUUCAGGGUCUACAAAAUGCUGUCGUUGUCAGAGAGAGGUCUAAAGAAAGGAAAGAAAAGGAUUGACAAAGAGAGUAAAGCCACAGGAAAUGAAGAGGUAGCAUGUCCGUCUUUUGAGAGGACACCUCUUCUCAUUCGUCCUGUUCAUUUGGAAAACAUCAAACAGGAAUCUCAAGAUGAAGUAGAGAUGCCUCAUACGACCAAAGCUACUCCUGGUGAAGAAGACCAUGUGGUAGCAACCGAGCUGCUACCGUUUGUCUGUCAAACAAUCGAAGUGAAAACAGAGAAUGAAGAGGAGACCGUUAGCUCAUCCCAUUUGUACCCUCUGCAAAUCUCUCCUAUAUCUUCGUAUAGUGGUAGCGACACAGACAGCGAUACUGAGGAUAGCAGCCAGGUUGUCAAUCCAGCCUGGAGGCGGGAUCAUGGCAGGUCAGUGCUUAAGGUGUCCCCCUAUUCCCUCCCUGGCAUGGCCACCUUUGUUAGAGGAAGCAAACCUUACUGCAGAAUAACCACCACACGAGACCCUGCCCCUCUCAUCAGCUAUCACAGCAACAGCUGGACAACAUCUUACAGCCAGAACUCUCUUGCCACUUCAAUACCAAAUCACACGCAUGAAAUGCGGGCCAGCGUUAUUAUGAAAACCUCAGAUGUCACCUCCUCCUAACCUCAAGACAAGAUCCUAGUUUCAUUUAAGUCAGACAUUGACUUGACCAUUUCUUGGCAAACAUAUUGCUUCAUUGUUGCAUUUGUAUUUGUAAAAGAUGCUUUGUUUGAAUUGUCUUCUUUUGUAGCCUGCAAAUGCACUGCCCACAUUUACAGUAAGAAACCCCAAAAAAAGAGUUUGUUCAUUUGUCAAACAAACAAUGUAGCUGUUUGAAAGCUAAAGUCUAGUUCCCUAUAAUGAAUAAUUAAAACAAACAAACAAAAAAAAAA
This is a messenger RNA of Corythoichthys intestinalis (scribbled pipefish), 1466 nucleotides long. It is a transcript of the gene irf2b, whose product is annotated as interferon regulatory factor 2b. The record is from RefSeq and is a predicted model, not a curated record. Gene Ontology annotation, molecular function: DNA-binding transcription factor activity, RNA polymerase II-specific; RNA polymerase II cis-regulatory region sequence-specific DNA binding. The transcript is spliced from 9 exons. Gene Ontology annotation, biological process: immune system process; regulation of transcription by RNA polymerase II. NCBI's taxonomy places the organism in Eukaryota, Metazoa, Chordata, Actinopteri, Syngnathiformes, Syngnathidae. Bases 220 to 1197 code for a protein of 325 amino acids. Gene Ontology annotation, cellular component: nucleus.